Hippocampus zosterae (dwarf seahorse) is the source of this 3495-nucleotide messenger RNA. RefSeq names its product guanine nucleotide binding protein (G protein), alpha z polypeptide (gene gnaz). Gene Ontology annotation, molecular function: GTPase activity; G protein-coupled receptor binding; GTP binding. NCBI's taxonomy places the organism in Eukaryota, Metazoa, Chordata, Actinopteri, Syngnathiformes, Syngnathidae. The transcript is spliced from 3 exons. Gene Ontology annotation, cellular component: heterotrimeric G-protein complex. The record is from RefSeq and is a predicted model, not a curated record. Bases 878 to 1945 code for a protein of 355 amino acids. Gene Ontology annotation, biological process: adenylate cyclase-modulating G protein-coupled receptor signaling pathway.
AAACACACACACACACACACACGGACGGACACACAUAUACAAACACACACGCGCGCAGACACACAUACUCGCCCUCCACCCCCAUCGCUGCAGUGUCUCAACUGCCUUGGAGCAAACGAGAGAGGAUACAGACUUGUAAAAGGCACAUUAAAGAUAGAGACGGGCAUGUGCGUGUGCAUGAACGUGUGUGUGUGCGUCUGUGCAUAACUGGGAGUAUGCGGGAAAAAUGAAGACGUGCGACUGAAAGGGUGGAUUGCUCAGAGGCGUUCUCUGCGCGCAAGGGCUCAUCUGCAGUAUCCUUUGUGAAUGGAUGCUGGCUUGUGAACACGACCCUUGAGAAGUAUUUAUCUACAAGCCCAAGAAGCUAAAUCUCACUCUGGGGUGGAGGAUCGCAGCGGGCUGACGGGGAGAACGCAACAGGGGAGCCAUGUGGGAAUGGAGUGAGAGAAAUUUCCCGAUUGUACCCGUUGAGCCCAGACACUUCCUCUACUGACAUAAACUGAAGAAGGAGGCCUGCCUUCCUCCAGCGCUUUUCCUCAAGGAGUGCCCUUGCUAUGGUCCCCAUCUCCCUUGACAUUAGCAGGCAGUCCGACCUCGGUGCAAGGCGCUGUGUGGGCAUCCCGCAAGUCUGGGUUUUGCCCACACAGGACUCAAGAGACUGCCCCGGAGCGAAAAGAAUGAAACACUCCUGAGUCGCUCAUUUCUGUGGAGGCUUUCCUGGCUGUUGGCUGUUCUAACGCAGCAUCUGCCUCCCCCCGCCCCCACUCCCAAUAAUCCUCGCCCGUGCUCCAAACUUUCCAUCCCUUCUUCUUUGCAAUUAGUUCACCCGUCAAGCGGCAGCACGAGUUCCUUUGCUCUCACCACGUGGUGGAGGACCAUGGGAUGCCGUCAGAGCUCGGAGGAGAAGGAAGCGGCUCGGCGCUCGAGGCGAAUCGACCGCCACUUGCGAUCAGAGAGUCAGCGGCAGAGGCGGGAGAUUAAGUUAUUGCUGCUCGGCACCAGCAACUCUGGUAAGAGUACCAUCGUCAAACAGAUGAAGAUCAUUCACAGCGGCGGCUUUAACCUUGAGGCCUGCAAGGAGUAUAAGCCCCUUAUCCUGUACAACGCCAUCGACUCGCUCACACGCAUCAUCCGUGCCCUGACCACCCUUAAGAUUGACUUUCACAAUCCCGACCGCGCCUAUGACGCCGUGCAGGUCUUUGCCCUCACGGGGCCCGCCGAAAGCAAGGGCGAGAUCACUCCAGAGUUGCUGGGAGUCAUGAAACGCCUCUGGGCGGACUCUGGGGUCCAGGAGUGCUUUCAGCGAUCCAAUGAGUACCACUUAGAGGACAAUACUGCUUACUACCUAAACGACCUGGACCGCAUUUCCGCGCCCGAGUACAUCCCGACGGUGGAGGACAUUCUGCGAUCCCGCGACAUGACCACCGGCAUUGUAGAGAACAAGUUCACCUUCAAGGAGCUGACUUUCAAGAUGGUAGAUGUCGGUGGACAGAGAUCCGAGAGAAAGAAGUGGAUCCAUUGCUUUGAGGGCGUGACGGCAAUCAUUUUCUGCGUUGAACUGAGCGGCUAUGACCUCAAGCUCUACGAGGAUAACCAGACGAGCCGAAUGGCCGAGAGCUUGCGCCUCUUUGACUCCAUCUGCAACAACAACUGGUUCACCAACACCUCGCUCAUCCUCUUCCUCAACAAGAAGGAUCUGUUGGCUGAGAAGAUCAAACGCAUUCCUCUCACAGUGUGCUUCCCCGACUACAAGGGCCAGAACACCUACGAGGAAGCGGCCGUCUACGUCCAGCGGCAGUUCGAGGACCUCAACCGCAACAAGGAGACCAAGGAGAUUUACUCGCACUUCACCUGCGCUACCGACACCAGCAACAUCCAGUUUGUGUUCGACGCCGUCACGGACGUGAUCAUCCAGAACAAUCUCAAGUACAUUGGGCUGUGCUAGGACAAGACGUUUGGUGGGUGGGCGGGCUGGUUGGUUGGUUGGUUGAACAGGUGAGGUAUGCGUUUGUCGGAUGGGUUAAUCCGAGUGCAACAAUGACAGGAAAUAAAAAAGGUCAAUGAAAUGAGGUUAGGGAAGGAUGGUGAAGAUUCGAAUGCUUUAGUUGGUCAAAGAUGGGGAAUUGAUACCCGAUGUGUUUGCACUGAAUAUGAGUAUGCAGAGACACUUAAAACACACGCAAACACCUUUAUGUUUGCUCACGCAAGAUUAAAAUUCGAGCACUUGACGUCGCAACACUGGACAUGUUAGACGGUUUUCCGCACCCGCCUGCCAAACAGAAGACAAAGUACUUACUGGGUGGCUUUUCGUUCAUUUUGUCUCGAUUAUGUUGUUUGCCUGAUGACAUUUAAUGCUGCUUUACAGGAAACAUUAGGGGCAAAAAUCAAUGUUCACUUUGGGAUUAUUAUUAUUAUUAUUUUUCACUCUUAAUAAUGGUUAACAACGAGAGUGGCCGCGGGGUCGUAGGAGGAGCCCGUGUUGCAAAGGUGUGUCAAAAAAAAAACGGACACAGUUUCAAGUUGAACUAAAAAAAUAUUUUCUACGCACUAUUUCUGUUCUUCUCCACCUAACUCUAUAAAGGCUGUUGUGUUCCUCCUUUGCUUUUGCUUUUUUUUUGUGCAUUGAAAAAGAAAAAAAAAUGUAUGGCAGACCUGCCCUUUAGAGCAGGUCACUGAUUUACCGGGGAGUGUUCUGCUCGAUUGCGUCAAGUGUUCGCGAUGGUAAUUCUACUUUCCAGCAAAGACGACAAAAAACAGUGCCAAGAUCAGUUUGUAAAUAAAACAGCCAACAUCGAUGACAAUUAUUUUGGUUUUGUUUUUAUCAGAGGGAGGGAAAAAAAUACCUUCAAACAUGCAUGAUUUUGUUACUUUGGGAUACGACUCUAUUUUCCUUGGAAUUUUAUUUCUGUUUUCCUAGGUUCCAAAAAUAUAUUCCCCAAAAAAUAUAUUAAAGUCAAACACUGUGUAAGAUUGUAUAGUUGUCAAGAGGAAUCUAUUGAAGAGUUCUAUCGAUAUAACUGCAGUGAUGAGGGCGUUACGAUGACUUAAAAAAAAAAAAAAAACGUUGCAAAGUCAAGUUUCAUUCAUGAAAAGGCAAGGAUUUAAAAAGGACAUUGGAAAAUGUGAAAGAGACGACGCAAAGUUCAAUCUUCCUUGCAUUCUCCAAGUGGAAAUUGUCCAACGGUUGCUAUGAUGUGUAAAUAGACUGUACGGUACACUCUUUUGUCUAAACAAAUAAUAAUAGUGGUUGAGCUGAAAGAUGGCAAGAGACAAAGAGAGAAAGAGAGAGAAAGAGAAGGAGAAAGGGAAAUUCCAUUCCGUUCCUCCUCUCUUGCCCUUUCUUCCCGCUUGCGAUGUGCAAACAACUGAGCUAAGGGCUUCACGUUUGACUUUACAGGAUGUCCACUUCGAGAAAAAAAAAAAAAAGAAGAAAAAAAAAUACAAUUCAAACUAAAUGACAAAAGGACAACUGCGAAUAAAACUUAUGCAAAUUUU